Molecule: messenger RNA, 1385 nt
Organism: Symsagittifera roscoffensis
Lineage: Eukaryota; Metazoa; Xenacoelomorpha; Acoela; Convolutidae
Product: unconventional prefoldin RPB5 interactor-like
Exons: 6
Coding region: 44-1288 (414 amino acids)
Biological process (GO): negative regulation of transcription by RNA polymerase II; negative regulation of phosphatase activity
Molecular function (GO): chromatin binding; transcription corepressor activity; phosphatase inhibitor activity
Source: RefSeq, a predicted model, not a curated record
UCAUAAUGGUCUAAUUGAGAUACUCUUUCUUAAUGAUGUUACUAUGGUUUCAAAGCAAUAUCACGACUACGAUACUGAUGACGUGAAUUUGGAAGAUUUUUCUCGACUGGUGGAUAAACAGAGCGAUGCUCUACGACAACUCGAAUGUGACCUUGAAAAGCUGGAACAGAGGAGGGCCGAGUACAGUUCAGUCAAAGACAGAUUGAAAGAGGUGUCUGGCAAGCUCAGAUGUCCUACAAUGGUGCCGCUUUCGAAGGUUGCCUUCAUGCCGGGAGAGUUGAUCCACACGAAUGAAGUGUUAGUUCUGCUGGGUGAUGGCUACUUUGUGGAGACAACUGCAGCUAAGGCCUCACAAAUUGCCGACAAGAGAUUGUCUCUCAUAGCCGACAGGGCACAUAGUCUAAAGCAGGCCAUCAACUUACAGAAAAACGAAGUGCAAAGUACAAAAACGUUUGUCGAAGAAAACAGUUUGGAAGGCGUGAGAGAGGUUUUCGAGAGGUUAGAAGAUAAAGCCGAAGUGUGUACAAGUGACGCGAAUGCAAUAAAAGGCCGGGUUUCGAAAGUGAAGAACGAAAAUGAAAAACAGGAACUUGUGGAAACGUUGAAGGAAAAGCAGGAACGAAUUCGGAAAGGAGUGAAGGAGUUCGAGGAGCAGUCGCUCAAAGGUCAUCAAAGAGCAAAAACGGAAAUCAAUGAUAGUUUGACUGUAGUUCAGACAUUGGAAAAGAAACCCGAAACAGAAACAAGCAGCAGCGUUGAUCUCGACUCAGUUGCAUGUUCUGGUGCCGUUGAUAGAAGUGCAAUUUUGGCGCGCAUUGAGAAGUUAAUGAAAGAAUCGAAACAGCAGGACCAAAUUGACAGAGAAGAAUCAGAUUCAGAUGAUGACCUAGAAGAAGAAAGCGAUGAAGAAGAAAUUCGAAACAGUGAACUUGAUGAAGCGAAAACGAUUGAAAGUAAUUCAGUCGAUCCCAAAUUGGUUAAAAAGAAAAUAAAAAGAUCCGUUUCGUUUUCGAAAGAUGUGGACAUCAGAGAAAUAUCUCCGACACGUGAAGAAAAGUCAGUUUUGGCGUCGGCGUCGUCGGAACUCAAAAUUGGAAGCCCUCAUGAGCCACAAACAGAGUUUGUUCAGAAAACUAGUCCGACUAUAAAAGCUGUAGAAGAUAAAAUAGUUGAGCGAAAUAUCAGUUACGAUCCAAAGCAAACAAAUGAUUCGCAAGCUGAAACAAAUACAGAUUCCUCAAUUUCCGCCAAACCAGUGUCUUUGUUUAAGAAAAACAGAAAACGUUGAUGAUGAUGACACUUUUUUCGUUUCAGACUUUCUAUUUAUUUUUUGUUUAUUGCAUAGAUGAAAAUGGAAAUUCAAAUAACCGAUGGUCAACCAAGUU